This is a messenger RNA of Callorhinus ursinus (northern fur seal), 2592 nucleotides long. It is a transcript of the gene CHM, whose product is annotated as CHM Rab escort protein. Gene Ontology annotation, molecular function: GDP-dissociation inhibitor activity. Gene Ontology annotation, cellular component: nucleus; Rab-protein geranylgeranyltransferase complex; cytosol. The record is from RefSeq and is a predicted model, not a curated record. NCBI's taxonomy places the organism in Eukaryota, Metazoa, Chordata, Mammalia, Carnivora, Otariidae. Gene Ontology annotation, biological process: intracellular protein transport; vesicle-mediated transport; small GTPase-mediated signal transduction.
CACAUUUCCUUUCAAGAUGGCGGAUACUCUCCCUUCGGAGUUUGAUGUGAUCGUAAUAGGGACGGGUUUGCCUGAAUCCAUCAUUGCAGCUGCAUGUUCAAGAAGUGGCCAGAGGGUUCUGCAUGUUGAUUCAAGAAGCUACUAUGGAGGAAACUGGGCCAGUUUUAGCUUUUCAGGAAUACUGUCCUGGCUAAAGGAAUACCAGGAAAAUAGUGAUGUUGUGAAUGAAAGCCCAGCAUGGCAAGAGCAGAUUCUUGAAAAUGAAGAAGCCAUUGUUCUUAGCAGGAAGGACAAAACCAUUCAACAUGUGGAAGUGUUUUGUUAUGCCAGUCAGGAUUUACAUGAAGAUGUUGAAGAAGCUGGUGCACUGCAGAAAAAUCAUGCUUCUGUGAUAUCUGGAAGCCCCACAGAAGCUGCACAUUCCGCCUAUCUGCCUUCAGAAGAUGAGUCAUUAUGCACUGUGAGCUGUGAAAUGCCCACAGAACAAACUCCAAGCAGUGAUCUAGAGCCUGCCCUAGAAAUAAACGAUGUGGAAGUAACAGGGGAAAAAGAAAAACGUUAUGACGAUAAAACUUGUGUGAAGUCAGCUUCAGAAGAAGAAACAAGUGAAAAUGUGCCUACAGCAGAAGACACUGCAUUGCCACCAAAGAAAAAUAGGAUUACUUACUCACAAAUUAUUAAAGAAGGCAGGAGAUUUAAUAUUGAUUUGGUAUCAAAACUGCUGUAUUCUCGAGGAUUGCUAAUUGAUCUUUUAAUCAAAUCUAAUGUAAGUCGAUAUGCAGAGUUCAAAAAUAUUACCAGGAUUCUUGCAUUUCGAGAAGGAAGAGUGGAACAGGUUCCUUGUUCUAGAGCAGAUGUCUUUAAUAGCAAACAACUUACUAUGGUAGAAAAGCGAAUGCUAAUGAAGUUUCUUACAUUUUGUAUGGAGUAUGAAAAACAUCCUGAUGAAUAUAAAGCCUAUGAGGAGAUUACAUUUUCUGAGUAUUUAAAAACUCAAAAAUUAACCCCCAACCUCCGGUACUUUGUCCUUCAUUCAAUUGCAAUGACAUCAGAGACAGCCUGCAAUACCGUAGAUGGUCUCAAAGCUACCAAAAACUUUCUUCGCUGUCUUGGGCGGUAUGGCAACACUCCAUUUUUGUUUCCUUUAUAUGGCCAAGGAGAACUUCCUCAAUGUUUCUGCAGGAUGUGUGCAGUGUUUGGUGGAAUCUAUUGUCUUCGCCAUUCAGUACAGUGCCUUGUUGUGGACAAAGAAUCCAGAAAAUGUAAAGCAAUCAUAGAUCAGUUUGGUCAGAGAAUAAUCUCUAAGCAUUUCCUUGUGGAGGACAGUUACUUUUCUGAGAACACAUGCUCACAUGUACAAUACCGGCAGAUCUCCAGGUCAGUCCUGAUUACAGAUAGAUCUGUACUAAAAAUGGAUUCAGAUCAACAGAUUUCCAUUUUGACAGUGCCAGGAGAGGAACCAGGAACUUUUGCUGUUCGAGUCAUUGAGUUGUGUCCUUCAACAAUGACAUGCAUGAAAGGCACAUAUUUGGUUCAUUUGACUUGUACAUCUUCUAAAACAGCAAGAGAAGAUUUAGAACCAGUUGUGCAGAAAUUGUUUACUCCAUAUACUGAAACGGAGAUAGAAAAUGAAGAAGUUGAAAAACCAAGACUUCUGUGGGCUCUUUACUUCAAUAUGAGAGAUUCUUCAGAUGUCAGCAGGAACUCUUAUAAUGAUUUACCUUCCAACGUUUAUGUCUGCUCUGGUCCAGACUGUGGUUUAGGAAAUGAUAAUGCAGUCAAACAGGCUGAAACACUUUUCCAGCUAAUCUGCCCCAAUGAAGACUUCUGUCCACCCCCACCAAAUCCUGAAGACAUUAUCAUUGAUGGGGACAGUUUACAAUCAGAGACUUCUGAAUUCAGUGUCAUACCAGAAGCUAACUCAGAGACUCCCAAGGAAAGCACAAGCCUGGGAAACCCAGAGGAGGCCUCUCAGUAAUGGACAUAUGCCAAACUGAAUAUCCCACUUUGGAAAUCCCUCCUGGCCUCAGAGUCUUCUUCAUGGAAGAACUGUUUGAAAAAUGUUAGAAAACAGCAGCCAGUUGGCAUAAUUACCGAGAGAAGCAGGUCAUAGAAAUCCAAAAGGGGAUUUUCCUUAAAGAGGACAUUGUAAGAACACAAAACACUUUAAAGCACAUUGGCUUGCCUGCUUUAAGUUACCAAACCUGUAGAAUUAGCAGAUAAAUAUAAAUGGAUGGGUUCCCAGGAGUAUAGUAGCUAUGGAUAUGAAAGUGUACCUAUGCAUUGUUAAUAAUUCUGUCAUAUUCAGAAAGCUUUUGCUUACCACUUUGGAUCUUUGAAAGCCACAUCUUCAGAAUCAGAUCACAUAUUCCCUUUGAUUAUUUUAAUUCUAUUUUCUUCAUGGGUAUGGGCAUGAUGACACCAAUGAUAAAAGCACAUGUAAAUGUAGUUGAGGAAAGCUAAAGUAUCAUGAUCGAGGCAGGAGCCUGUGUUUGGAAUAGAGGUUUGGUUUGUUUUCUAUCUUGAGAACUCUUAAAAAUGCCAAUAUUAAAGUAUACAUUUUUACAAAUAAACCAUGAAUCCAUUACUCAA